AAGAAAGUGUAAAGAAACUGUUUCAUAAGACUUUUUUCUUCUUCUUCUUCUUCUUCUUUGUUGCUUUGAGCUCUAAAAUUAAUGGAGUGGAUUCGUAGAGAAACAAUUGGUCACGGAAGCUUCUCCACCGUUAGUUUAGCAACUACCUCUGGAAGUUCUUGUAAAGCGUUUCCGUCGUUAAUGGCUGUGAAAUCUUCCGGAGUUGUUUGCUCCGGCGCGUUACGAAACGAGAGAGAUGUUCUUGAUGAUCUCGGUGAUUGUUCGGAGAUCGUGCGGUGUUUCGGAGAAGGAAGGACGGUGGAGAACGGAGAAGAGAUCUAUAAUCUGUUUCUUGAGUACGCUUCCGGUGGUAAUUUGGCUGAUCGGGUUAAAAACUCCGGUGAAGCGUUGCCGGAAUGUGAAGUGAGGAGAUACACGAGAUCGAUUGUUAAAGGAUUGUGUCAUAUUCAUGGUAAUGGAUUCUCUCAUUGUGAUUUAAAGCUUGAGAAUGUUUUGGUUUUUGGUGAUGGAGAUGUGAAGAUUUCUGAUUUCGGGUUAGCGAAACGGAGGAGUGAUGAUGAGAUUGGUGUUGAGAUUAGAGGCACUCCGUUGUAUAUGGCACCGGAAUCUGUGAAUCACGGCGAGUUUGAAUCUCCGGCGGAUAUUUGGGCUUUAGGAUGCUCUGUUGUUGAGAUGUCUAGUGGUAAAACGGCAUGGUGUUUGGAGGAUGGUGUUAUGAAUAAUGUUAUGUCUUUAAUGGUUCGUAUUGGUUCCGGCGAUGAAGUUCCGAGGAUUCCGGUGGAAUUGUCGGAGGAAGGUAGAGAUUUCGUGAGGAAGUGUUUUGUUAAAAACGCCGCGGAGAGAUGGACGGCUGAGAUGCUUUUGGAUCAUCCGUUCUUAGCCGUUGAUGAUGAUGGUGAUGAGAGUGGGUCAUUAAGGUGUGGCGAAGAAGACGAAGCUUUGGUUUCACCGAGAAAUCCAUUUGAUUUUCCCGGUUGGAAUUCGGUUCAAUCUCCGGUUAACGAGUCGGUUACGUUUGGUUCUUUGGUACGUUCGCCGGAGGAGAGGAUUAGUGGUUUGGUGAGUGAGAAGGUACCUGAUUGGUCGGAGUCGUGUGAUUGGGUCAACGUCAGGUGAAUGGAGUUGUUUUUUGUUGUUGUGGAGAAAGACUCAGUCAUUAUUUGUGUGGAGAUUAUUAUGGGGUCAUUUAGAAUUGACGGUCCUGAUUUUAAUCUUUUGUUUAAUUUAGCUCGUUGACUUUGUAAAUAUAUUGAAAUUAGAAUA
Molecule: messenger RNA, 1263 nt
Organism: Arabidopsis arenosa
Lineage: Eukaryota; Viridiplantae; Streptophyta; Magnoliopsida; Brassicales; Brassicaceae
Source: the annotation of a GenBank genome assembly